GUUACGGUUAAUUUCCGUAGCAGCAGUUCGGGGUCGUGCAUUUUGGGGUUAAGAUAUAAAGUUUACAUUUGAUGAUCGCAUUGUAAAACAUCUUUAACAUUUCUACAAGGACAUGUUUGUUUAGGUGUCCACUGUCCGAAGUCCGACUGUCAGAAAGAUGCUUCAAAAGCUUGUUUUGUUCCGGCUGCUCCGACCUGCUGCUCUACUCUCUGCAGCUCUACGUUGUGCCUCAUCGGGGACCGUGGACGUCAAAGUCCCGCUGAACUUCUGGUGCGGAGACCGCGUAAAGAUCAAGGAUGUGUCAACCACUGAGCUUGUUUACGAACCUGCAACUGGUCGGGUCCUGUGUGAGCUAGAGAUCUGUGGGUCUGUGGAGGUGAACCAGGCAGUGCAGGCAGCCCAGUCUGCCUACCAGGCCUGGAGCCGGACAUCAGGGAUGGAGAGGGCACACAUCAUGAUAGAAGCUGCCCGUAUCAUUGAGAACAGGAGAGAGGACAUUGCGGAGAUCGAGGUGGUGAACAACGGAAAGUCCAUCACAGAAGCCCGAAUGGACGUGGACUCUGCCAGACUGUGUAUAGAGUAUUACGCUGGGGUGGCCAGCACUCUGGCAGGCCAGCAUGUCCAGCUACCCGGAGGCUCCUUUGCCUACACACGGCGGGAGCCUCUAGGCGUCUGUGUGGGGAUCGGUGCAUGGAACUACCCCUUUCAGAUAGCAGCCUGGAAGUCGGCCCCAGCCCUGGCCUGUGGCAACUCCAUGGUGUUCAAGCCGUCACCUAUGACUCCAGUGACGGCGGUGCUGCUGGCGGAGAUUUAUGCCAAGGCCGGGGCCCCAGAGGGACUGUUCAACAUAGUUCAGGGUGGGCAGGAGACGGGCAACCUGCUCUGCCACCACCCGGAUGUGGCUAAGGUCUCCUUCACUGGCAGUGUGCCCACAGGCAAGAAGAUUAUGGAAAUGUGCUCCAAGGGGGUAAAGCAAGUGACUCUGGAACUUGGUGGGAAGUCUCCUCUGCUCAUCUUUGAGGACAGUGACCUGGGGAACGCAGUGAAGGGGGCUCUCAUGGCCAACUUCCUGUCCCAGGGCCAGGUUUGCAGCAAUGGGACCCGGGUGUUUGUUCAGAGGCAGAUGUUGCCUGAGUUCCUGGAGGAGGUUGUGAGAAGGACCAAGGACAUUGAGAUAGGGGACCCACUACUGGAGAGCACCCGUAUGGGAGCACUGGUCAGCCGGCCACACCUUGACAGAGUCCUGGGCUACGUCGAUCAGGCCAGGAAAGAGGGUGCCAAGGUGUUGUGUGGAGGGGAACCCUUCGUUCCUUUAGAUCCCAAACUCAGAGGUGGAUACUACAUGACACCAUGUGUAUUGGGUGACUGCACGGAUGACAUGACAUGUGUGAAGGAGGAGAUCUUUGGGCCUGUGAUGUCUGUGUUGUCCUUUGAAACAGAGGAGGAAGCUUUGCUGAGGGCCAACGACUCCGCCCUGGGCCUGGCUGCGGGGGUCUUCACCAGUGACGUCAAGCGAGCACAUCGUGUAGUGGAACACCUGAAGGCUGGAUCCUGCUUCAUCAACAACUAUAACAUCACCCCUGUGGAGGUGCCCUUCGGAGGUUUCAAGAUGUCAGGCAUCGGGAGAGAGAACGGUCAGGUGACUGUAGAGCACUACACACAAAUGAAGACUGUGUUUGUGGAGAUGGGGGAUGUUGACAGUCUCUUUUAAACGUCAAGCCAGACCAAUGGAGUCAUGCACCUCGGAAAUGUUCUGGGGGAUGAAAUGCCAGCGUCCUGAGACAGAAAAAGGUCUCAGGGCGCUUUUUCUGUCUCAGAAAAAGGUCUCUGGUACGUAGAUAGUUGAAUGAAGGAUACAGUAAUAUUGCCAUCCAUCUCUGAUAGUUUAGCUUAGUUAGUUAUUCUCCAUUUAAAAAAAAAUACUGUGAUAAGAUCUCUGUUCUGAGCCAAAUGGAUAAAUCGAAAGCCGUGCCUUGAUAUUUUGUAACAAAAGAUUUAUUAAAUUGAUUCUCAUAACUAUGGAUGCCUUACAUAAAAAAAGUACUUGACAUUA
This is a messenger RNA of Salvelinus fontinalis (brook trout), 2053 nucleotides long. It is a transcript of the gene aldh9a1b, whose product is annotated as aldehyde dehydrogenase 9 family, member A1b. The record is from RefSeq and is a predicted model, not a curated record. Gene Ontology annotation, molecular function: 4-trimethylammoniobutyraldehyde dehydrogenase (NAD+) activity; aminobutyraldehyde dehydrogenase (NAD+) activity. The transcript is spliced from 12 exons. The coding region runs from base 158 to 1711 and encodes 517 amino acids. NCBI's taxonomy places the organism in Eukaryota, Metazoa, Chordata, Actinopteri, Salmoniformes, Salmonidae.